Molecule: messenger RNA, 1659 nt
Organism: Daldinia loculata
Lineage: Eukaryota; Fungi; Ascomycota; Sordariomycetes; Xylariales; Hypoxylaceae
Product: p53-like transcription factor
Exons: 1
Coding region: 108-1556 (482 amino acids)
Biological process (GO): positive regulation of transcription by RNA polymerase II; meiotic cell cycle
Cellular component (GO): nuclear chromosome
Molecular function (GO): DNA-binding transcription factor activity; DNA binding
Source: RefSeq, a predicted model, not a curated record
CGCACAUUGAUCCCAGCCCCUUCAUAGUGUUCAAUAACACACCCGUUUGUAACUCGUCCAGAUGUUGCCUUACUCACUGCCUUAGUAGUAGCACCUCAUCCACGGGCAUGGCACAUGCCAACCGCUCCGCUGCGUUACCAAAUCCAGCAUCAGCGUACAACGUAAGAGAUCUCUACUCUGGAUCGAGGCCAUCCUUUGGAAGACCAACGGAGCACACGAGAUCUCCUUCUUUUGCAGCGCCUUUGCGACGCCAUCCCCUAUCUCCAACUCCCAGUCCCAGUAUUAGCUUCACAAGCCCUGUCAGAAUGGACACUAGCCAGUAUGGAAAAUCCGGUGGAUCGCAUAUCCCUCCGCUUCUAGCAAUGAGCACGAACGGCCAGCUAGUGUACAGCGAUUCCGGGGCGCCCAUCAAGAUUGAUAUCCACGGAACUAUCGACAAAGGAUUCUUCAUGUCAGAGGGAGAUUGGACGUGCUACAGGAGGAAUUACUUCUCCUGCAUCUGCUCAUACAGUUUGUCGCCAUAUUCACCCAACACGACAAUGCAGUAUGUUCCCAGCGGAUCGUCAACGUCGUAUCAAGUAUUUGGGUUUGCGAUGUGCAUUUCUGCCGUGGUCUCCGACAGCGACUCGCACACAAUUGACUUGGUGCAGCAUACACCAAAGAGAGAUAAAGGACCGGUACAGAAGCCCGAGAAAGUUAGACUUACGCCGAAGCAGCCACAGCAGACACCGCAUCCACUACUAUAUCAAGACCAUCACGCUAUGCCCGGAGGUUCGAGACCCUUGUACGAAAGUGGUUAUGGGCAGAGCACGCAGGGGUCCUACCCAAGCGAACACACGUUCGAAAGGAUCCAAUUUAAGCAGGCGACGGCAAACAAUGGUAAACGAAGAGCGGCUCAGCAGUACUACCAUUUAGUUGUAGAGCUAUAUGCAGAUGUGGGAAAUCAAGCCCAAGACCAGUUUAUGAAGAUCGCAUCACGGAAAUCCGCAAAGAUGAUUGUACGAGGGCGCUCCCCUGGGCAUUACCAAACGGAAAGGCGUGGGAGCACUAGUAGCGGACCCGGUGGAUCAAGCGGGAUGGGCGGUUACUCCGGAUCGCAGGUGUUAGGGCCAGAUUACGGCAGCUCGGGCGGUCCUUCGCUUCUUCCAGGCUCGUACGCUAGCGGCGGGGCGUACGAUCCACGAUCGGGGCAUUAUGGGGGGACUCGCCAUCACGAGCUACCAGCGGAGCCGAUUAUCCCGACCGAGGAAGCCAAGGCUAUCGACAACACGAGGGAGUAUCAAUACUAUCCCGCGCCUAUCUACGAAGGUACCGAUUCGAGACAGGGUGUUGAGAUGUUCUCUCACCGAGGCGAGCCGGACAGCCUAAUGACUUCAGCCCCACCAGCGGGAGACUCGAGCUCGUCGAAAGUCAAACACGAAUACGAAGGUCCCCUUCCGAGUAUUCUAUACAAUCCCGGAAAUGCUUACUACCGGGGCUGCAGUCGAUUUGAAGGGAAGCCAACAUCGACAGGUUAUUACCCAACCAUGCCAACCAUGCUUCCACAAUCUGGGUGAUACGAAUAUUGUGUGGCAUAGAGAAGUGUACUCGGCCGCAUCCUGGCUGGUAUACACAAUAUAUUUCCUUGGCAGAUUCCCGUCACCUGCGUUAAGUGUUAAG